Molecule: messenger RNA, 11585 nt
Organism: Strongylocentrotus purpuratus (purple sea urchin)
Lineage: Eukaryota; Metazoa; Echinodermata; Echinoidea; Camarodonta; Strongylocentrotidae
Gene: myo7a
Product: myosin VII
Exons: 44
Coding region: 425-6937 (2170 amino acids)
Cellular component (GO): myosin complex; cytoskeleton
Molecular function (GO): ATP binding; protein binding; cytoskeletal motor activity
Source: RefSeq, a predicted model, not a curated record
CUACCUAAAGGGGGAAACCGGCAGUAUCACACACAACAGUAGAAAAGGAGGAUCUAUUCUUGCGUAAAAAGAACUAUUGUGUAUUUUUGAGAACUAAACUAUAGAGGUCUUUCUGCAUGUUUUCAUAGUGGUGUGUCUCUGUAUGAGAGAGAUCCAAUUCUGUGUGAGCCAUACUGUGCCACAUUGGCAAAAAGUCCGACCGGCCGGUUAGUGUUGAACUUAGUGGAAGGGGGAGUGUUUGUUAAUCUUGUCAUCAGAGUGAGAUAACAUCGGACUUAAUUAAGUGAGUGACUGGACUUCUGGGCUUAAUUGGCAACCUUAAUGGCAGGUAAUAACUUUAAAUCUCAUGAUCGGAUACGACCCCUGUAUGAAUAAAUAAAUAGGAAACAUUUCCCGUGAGAUUUGAACCCGCCCCACAGCCACCAUGGUCAUCCUCGUAAAGGGAGACUUUGUGUGGCUUGAAGACCCUAGGAAAGAUUCAUUGAAGAAGGUCCCUAUCGGAGCAGAGGUCAAGAUCGCUGAUUCUGGUCAACUGCAACUGACCGACGAUGAAGGGAAGGAGCAUUGGUUGUCGGAAAAGGUGGCGCAGAAGCUGCAUACUAUGCACGUAUCCUCCAUCAAGGGCGUGGAGGAUAUGAUUCUGCUAGGUGACCUUCAUGAGGCUGGCAUCCUGAGGAAUCUACUAGAGAGAUACAAGGCCAACUUCAUCUAUACAUACACUGGAACCAUCCUUGUAGCUGUCAAUCCCUACCAAGUCCUCCCCAUCUACAUGAGGGAACAGAUUGAAGCGUACAGAGAUAAAAGGAUAGGGGAACUACCCCCUCACAUCUUCGCCAUCGCGGACAACGCUUACUAUCGUAUGUUACGUGGGCUCAAGAAUCAAUGCGUUAUAAUCAGUGGUGAAAGUGGAGCAGGAAAGACGGAGAGUGCUAAGCUGAUCUUACAGUUCUUGGCAGCAGUGAGUGGUCAACAUUCAUGGAUUGAACAACAGAUUAUUGAAUCUAAUCCUAUUAUGGAAGCCUUUGGAAAUGCCAAGACAAUCAGGAAUGACAACUCAAGUCGAUUUGGAAAGUACAUUGACAUUCACUUUCAGGAGAGGGGGGUCAUUGAGGGGGCCAAGAUUGACCAGUACCUGCUGGAGAAGUCCAGGCUUGUUAGUCAGCUUAGUGAUGAGAGAAACUACCACAUCUUCUACUGUUUGAUGUCUGGUAUGCCUGACCAGGAGAAGAAGGAAUUGGAACUCACCAAUGCAAAGGAUUACUACUACCUCACUCAGGGUGACUGCAUCGAAUGUCCUGGGAGGAACGACCGUGAGGACUUCUCCACCAUCCGAGCGGCCAUGAAGGUCCUGAACUUCACUGAUGAUGAGAUCUGGGAUAUCUUCAAGCUCUUGGCCUCUAUCCUCCACCUGGGGAACAUCAAGUACACAGCCAUUGAGAAGUCCAACCUGGAUGCAACGGGUUUCAAAGACCACUCUCAGACUGCCAAGGUGGCCAAACUCCUAGCUGUCAACCAAAAAGCCCUGGAAGAAGUGCUGACCACCAAGUCCACCACAGCAUCCGGCGAGGUCAUCAUCUCGCCGGUCAGUCAUGCCAAGGCCAUCGACAUGAGGGAUGCCUUCGUCAAGGCCAUCUACGGCCGGCUCUUUAUCUGGAUUGUUAACAAACUCAACGUGGCCACCUUCAAGGAGCAUGACAGGAGUACAGGGAAGAGGAUCAGCAUCGGACUCCUCGACAUCUUCGGCUUUGAGAACUUUGGCAAGAACAGCUUUGAACAGAUGUGCAUCAACUACGCAAAUGAGAAUCUGCAGCAGUUCUUCGUCAGGCAUAUAUUCAAGCUUGAGCAGGAGGAGUAUGAUAGAGAAGGAAUCAAGUGGCAGCACAUCAAGUUUGUGGAUAACCAGGAAACCCUAGACCUGAUUGCCGUCAAACCCAUGAACAUCAUUGCCCUGGUCGAUGAGGAGUCUCGCUUCCCAAGGGGAUCUGAUGAGACCAUGCUGGCAAAGCUUAACAAGCAACACUCCAAGAACAAGCUUUACAUCAGUGGAGCCUCUGCCAAGGGUACUCUCUUUGGUAUCAAGCACUUUGCAGGAACAGUCUACUAUGAAGCAACAGGUUUCCUGGACAAGAAUCGUGACACCUUCAGCCCCGACUUCAUCCAGCUGAUCCGCACCAGUCAGAACAAAUACCUCACGACUCUCUUUGCCAAAGACCUCUCGUCCACCACUGAGAUGCGCAAGAAGUCGCCAACGCUCGGAGCACAGUUCAAGAAGUCUCUAGAUCUUCUGAUGACCACUCUGGGACAAUGUCAGCCUUUCUUUGUCCGCUGUAUCAAGCCAAAUGAGCAUAAACAGCCCAAUGACUUUGAGAGAGAACUAGUGGUAAGACAGCUGCGUUACUCUGGCAUGAUGGAAACUAUCAGGAUCCGACGAGCGGGAUACCCCAUCCGUCACACCUUCUCCGAGUUUGUCGACCGCUACCGGAUGUUGGUACCAGGGAUCAAACCAUCCCAAAAGGAAGACUGCAUUGCUGCUUGUAAGAAGAUUGGUAAGGCAUUCCUCGCAGGUGAGGACUGGCAGCUCGGAACCAAGAAAGUCUUCCUCAAGGAUGCACAAGACUUGCACCUUGAGAGCGAGCGAGACAAGGCACUCACCGCACAGUGUGUCAUCAUCCAGAAGGUCUUCCGCGGCUGGUUCUACAGACGGCGUUUCCUGCAGAUGCGCUCAGCUGCCAUCACCAUCAGCAAGGCAUGGCGAAAAUACGCUCAGAGAAUCCGCUACCUCAAGAUGAAGAGAGGAUUUCUCAGACUUCAGGCUGUCCUACGAGCCAGGAUCUUGGCUUACAGAUAUGAGUUUACAAGGAGGAGAAUCAGAGGUUUCCAGGCCCAUGCCAGGGGCUUCUUGAUUCGGCGGACAACCAGGAAAUAUCGCAGUAGCAUCGUCAAAGUCCAGGCAGGAUUCCGCAUGGUGUUAGCCAGGAGAAAGUACAAGAAACUUGUAACAGAGCACCGUCGUCGUGUGGAAGCAGAGAGGGUACGCAAGGAGGAGGAGGAGAAGCUGAAACGAAAGCUGGGAGCUAAGAAGGCUAAGCAAGAGGCUGAAAGAAGGGCUAAGGCUCUUCUCCUGGAGCAAGAGAGGAUGGACAAUGAGCUUGAGGAGCAGGAGAAGCGUCAGAGGAUGGAAAAGGUCUACGCCAUCGAACAGGCAGAAAAACGUCGCAAUCAACCACGGACAGACGUAGAGGUGGUGGAUGAACUCUUCGGAGACAUCGAUGGAAAUGAGGAGACGGGACAGGCACCAAAAGGAUUUGAGGAUCUGGAGAUGUCUCACCAAAAUGCAGUCAUCGCAGGUGAAUUCGACGCCAUGAAGCCUUACGUGCCGGAUAACGACGAAGACAUCUCGGAGUAUCGGUUUGAGAAAUUCGCUGCAACAUACUUUGAGGCUGGGCACACGAAGUUUCACAUACGCAAACCCAUUCAUGAGCCGCUGCUGGAUCUGAAGAAUGAGAAUGAUCGACAGGCUGCCCUAGCUGUUUGGAUCAUGAUCUUGAGGUUUAUGGGUGAUCUUCCAGAGCCAAAGGCAUCUGCUUCAAUGGCUGACAGGGAUGGCAAGUCUGUGAUGACCAAGAUCUACAACACUUUAGGAAGGUCGAAGGGCAAACAAACAGCUGAACAGAUGAUGAUUGGAGAUGACAUGAUUCCUAAUGAUGUGCCUAACUCUGGGACCACUGGUCGCAACAAGAACACGAUGAGACGUAAGCUGGUUUCCAUGACACUCAAGAGGAAGUCCAAGAUCAGCCAGGAGAUGGCCCAGAGGAUUCAAGAUGGAAACGAGAAUGACGUCGGUAACAGUAUGCUGAUUGAUAGACCGACCUCUAACCUGGAGAAACUUCACUUCAUCACAGGCCAUGGGCUCCUCCGUCCAGAGCUCAGGGAUGAGAUCUACUGCAUGAUCUGUAAACAGCUGACCAACAACCCUUCUCAGACCAGUCUACCUCGUGGUUGGAUCCUCCUCUCCCUCUGUGUGGGAUGUUUCGCCCCAACCGAUAGGUUUGUGAAGUACCUGCGCUGUUUCAUCAUGACUGAAGGACCACCUGGGUAUGCAGCCUACUGUGAGGAGAGACUAAGGAGAACCCUAGCCAAUGGCACCAGGAGUCAACCACCCAGCUGGCUCGAACUUCAGGCUACCAAGACCAAGAACCCCCUGAUGUUACCCAUCACGUUCAUGGACGGAACAACCCGUACCCUACUGGCUGACUCUGCUACCACCGCCAGGGAACUCUGUCAGCUCCUAGCCCAGAAGAUUGGAUUGAAAGACCAGUUUGGCUUCUCCCUUUACAUCGCUCUCUUUGAGAAGGUAUCUUCGCUUGGUAGCGGGGGAGACCAUGUUAUGGAUGCUAUCUCGCAGUGUGAGCAGUACGCCAAAGAGAAGGGAGCGCAGGAGAGGAACGCUCCCUGGAGACUCUUCUUCAGGAAGGAGAUAUUUGCCCCCUGGCAUGACCCCACGGCUGACCCCGUCGGUACCAAUCUGAUCUACCAGCAGAUCGUGAGGGGCGUCAAAUUUGGAGAGUACCGGUGUGAUAAGGAUGAAGACUUAGCAGCCAUUGCCGCUCAGCAAUACUAUGUGGAAUACAAGAGUGAUAUGUCGUACGAGCGCCUGCUGAAGCUGAUCCCAUCCUACAUACCGGAUAACGCCAUGACAGGAGCCAAGACAGCUGAGAGAUGGGCUGGAAUGAUCAGCAGACAACACACAAGUAGCUACUACGUCAAAGACCAAGAGAACCCAGUCCGAGUCAAGGAGGACGUGGUGAGGUACGCCCAGCUUCGAUGGCCGCUUCUCUUCUCACGCUUCUACGAGGCUUACAAGUUCUCCGGUCCAAGCCUGCCCAAGAACGAGGUCAUCAUCGCGGUCAACUGGACCGGAGUGUACGUGGUCGACGACCUCGAGCAAGUUCUCUUGGAGCUGUCCUUCCCGGAGAUCACACAAGUGUCAAGCAGCAGAACGGGUAAGUUGCAUGGCCAGAGUUUCACCCUUCUGACGGUGAAAGGCGAAGAAUUCACCUUCACAUCGUCCAACGCUGAAGACAUCAGGGAUCUCAUCGUCUACUUCCUGGACGGACUCAAGAAGAGAUCCAGAUACGUGGUGGCGCUUCAGGACUGUCCAAAGCAUAGUCAAGGGUCAUCUUAUCUGAGUUUCCAGCGUGGAGAUCUGAUUGUCCUGGAGCAAGAGAAUGGUGACCAGGGGAUGAACCAAGGAUGGUGUUAUGGUCAGAAUGACCGCACAGGACAGAAGGGGGACUUCCCUUCAGAUUGCGUCUAUGUGAUGCCAACCAAGACCAAACCACCCAAUGAGGUUGUGGCUUUGUUCACAAUGCACCCUGCGGAGAUGGCUGACCGAACCAUUGGACCUGCUGAUAUUGCCAUGAGUCAGGAUAUACCAAACAAACAACAUACACUGGAAGAAUUCUCCAUUGAUCAUUUCAGAGCUCCACCCAAGCGUACCAUAGGGAAGGCCAUGCGUCGUACCAGGGAGACCAUCUGGAACCAUGCCAAGGAACCCAUUAGACAGCCUCUUCUAAAGAAACUCCUUCAAAACUCAGAAGUCUCCAUGGAAGCUUGCAGAGUCUUUGAAGCUAUUUUGAGAUAUAUGGGGGAUUUCCCUGGCAAGAGGAUUACCCGACAUGGCAACGACCUGACGGACAGGAUCUAUGAGCCAGCGCUGAAGACGGAGCCUCUCAAGGAUGAGGUUUACUGUCAGAUCAUCAAACAACUCACGGAUAACAGGAAUGGACUGAGCAAUGAACGUGGCUGGGAGCUGAUGUGGCUCCUGACCGGUAUCUUCGCCUGCAGUCAGACCAUGCUACCGGAGGUCACCAAGUUCCUACGCUCGGCUCGCCACCAGCUGGCCCUCAACUGCCUCAACCGGCUGCAGAAGACGAUGAGGUUCGGCCAGCGCAAGUACCCUCCUCAUCUGGUGGAGGUCGAGGCUAUUCAGCACAAGACCACUCAGAUCUUCCACAAAGUCUACUUCCCUGAUGAUACCGAUGAGGCCUUUGAGGUAGACUCUGGAACCAGGGCCAAGGACUUCUGCCGUAGCAUCAGUACGAGAUUGAGACUUGUCUCACCAGAAGGGUUCAGUCUCUUUGUCAAGAUUGUUGAUAAAGUGAUCAGCGUACCUGAAGGAGAUUUCUUCUUUGAUUUUGUCCGCCAUCUGACGGACUGGAUCCGUAAAGCAAGGCCAAACCGAGAUGGUGGUGUGCCUCUGACAUACCAAGUGUUCUUCAUGAAGAAACUCUGGACCAACACUGUCCCUGGCAAGGACCGCAAUGCCGACAUCAUUUUCCACUACCACCAGGAGUUGCCCAAGUUGCUGCGUGGCUACCACAAGUGCGGCAAGGAGGAGGCAGCACAAUUGGCGGCGCUCCAGUACCGGGUCCGCUUCGACAAUGACAAGACGGAGUUCCAAAGCAUCCCGCGUCUCCUGAAGGAAUUGGUUCCAGCCGACCUACAGAGGGUGCAAUCACCAGAGGAAUGGAAGAGGACCAUCAUUGGAGCUUACAACAAGCAUGCCGGGAAGUCACAGGACGAUGCCAAGAUAGCCUUCCUCAAGAUCAUCUACAGAUGGCAGACUUUUGGAUCAGCCUUCUUUGAAGUCAGGCAAACAUCAGCCAAUCAUCUUCCAGAUAUCCUGCUGAUUGCCAUUAACAAACAUGGAGUCAAUCUUAUUGAUCCAAGAAACAAGGAACCAUUGGCAACUUAUCCAUUCACUAAGAUUUCCAACUGGAGCUCCGGUAACACCUACUUCCACAUGACCAUCGGCAAUCUGGUCGGUGGUACCAAGCUUCUCUGUGAAACCUCUCUGGGCUACAAGAUGGAUGACCUCCUGACCUCUUACAUCAGCCAGAUGCUGACCAACAUGAACAAACAACAUGUGAGGUGAGCAGACGGUCAGGAAUGGUCAACGAUUGGUCAAGGUCCAUCAACUUGGUUAACAUUUUCAUAGGCACAUUCUGAAUAAUUGACAGUAAGGUCAUGGUAGUGAUGGAAAAUAGCUGAGAUUUAUCCGGGCAAGUCAGUUGGUGUCCUAUACAUUACCUAGUAUUGUGUACAUCUGAAUAUAAAUGGAAAUCAAAUGUGUCUUUUCACUGCAUAUUUGGUCUGGUCUGUAAACGCAAUGCGCUGAUCAGAUGUAAUGAAAUCGUAGUUGUGGUCAAAAUAGCUGGGACCAGUUAUCAGUUUAUCAGAUCAGUGUAUGUUGCUCGGCAUUAAAGCUGAAAAGAGGCAGACAUACCAUAAAAAGCCAUUUCUUCUCAUAUGUUGUAGAUGUAAGACUACCGUUAAUACUCUAUAUUGAUUGUACAUAAUAGAAAACAAAUCUGCUUCACUCAAUGUACUUCUUCAUUUCACAAACUUCUGCUUCUGUUUAUAGAAUGCUUCUUAACUAAUUUAAUGUAUUCUGAGGGACUAAUAUUAUUUUAGUCGAAGUAUAUUAUUAUUUCUCAGAUUUGUUGUAAGUAUAAGGCCCAUAGAUCACGUGAUUGUAAAUUUCUAUUUCAUUUGCACAAUUUUGCAAAGAAUUUUGUAUUUGUAAUUUUGCGCACUUUUGAUCAUGAAUAGUUUUAUAUGUGAAAUAUAUUCAUGUGGAGAAAGUUAUAUUAACAUUGAGAAAGUAUUAUGAUUAGUUCAAAUAGGAGAUAUAAUAGAAACUGUAAUAUCCAUGAUAAUCUGAUAUUACAUAAAGGAUUUUAUUACUGAAAAGACAUAAAGGCAACCUUAUUUUGAAAGCUAUUUUCACAGAGUAUUCUGUAUUAACUAAUUGCAUAUAAUUUACCAUUUCAACAGCAGUUUUAAAAUGUGGGAAUGAUACAAAUGAAAUGAUAAAUAGCUCAUUGAACAUUUUAAAUGACAGCUAAAUAUUUUAUAUUUAUUAUAACUGUACUCACUUACAGCACUGAAACUGACACCUAAUACUCUCAACAAUGAAUAAUGGAAAACUUAUAGCAUUGUACUAAUAUUUGCAUGUUGUAUCGUACUUAUAUGUUGAAAUAUGCUUCUUUAAAAGUAUACAUGUAAACCGUGAUAAACUGAUAAUAUUGUAAGUAGUACUGCGUUACAUCAUUGACAUAUUACCAAGGCCUUCUUUAUUCCUAAACAAAUCAGUCUGUCUAAUCAUGCAAUAACAUUUUCAAGAUUCAAAUAUUCAAAAUAUUGUACUCAGAAUAUUGCAAAAAUGACCUUAAAAGUUUAUACCUUGCAUUUACUCAUGUGUCUUUCAUCAAAACGCUGCCUUGAUUUUAAGAUGAGAUAUCUUCCAGCUUUGUAUGUGUCAAAUUUAUGAGAAUUAAUUUAUAUAUUCUUUGUAUUGAAAUGGACCAAUAUAACUACAUUCAUAUAUAUAUGUGAUAAUAAUUUAUUGAUUGGUGAAAUUUGUCUACAAUAUUCAUAAUUACAGCUAAAAGGUGAUACAGUUUGAAUUUUAAAGAUUAAAAGUACAUGCACAUAUAAAGAAAGAGUUCUGUUGUCAGCUGCAUAUAAGAAGGGCUUUGACUUUGUGUUAAAAGACCUUUUAUGCCCAUCUCAUUCAGAGGAUGAUAGUAUAGGUGGUAUUAUAUCAUCUAAUUAGAGCAAAAAGGACAUCUCUUAUACUUCAACACAGACUGAAUGCUCUUUUAGCUCACCACAGACAAUAUAUACCGGUUGAAAUAGGAUUUCAUUUACCGUUAUCUUUAUCACUUAUCAUUAACUAACACAAAGUUGCCUGGACGGUAGACUCGUUGGACUGUAAAAGCAUGUGUUUUUUCAAAUGUUAUUGUUUUUCAUGUGUGUCAAAUUGCCAUGGUCCAUUGUGAAUGUGAUGUAGUCACGCCCUUGCUGAAAACGCUUCAUGUCUCCAUAGAAACACAGAGCGUUGUCAUAGCAGGUCAAAGGUCAAAGGUAAUGAGAAACACCAGACUAAACAUGAUAUGAUAUAAUUCAUCAUGCUAUUAUAAGCAUACUGACAAACUCGAAAUUUUUGCUUCAAGGAAUAUUCACAAAUUUUGUCAGUGUUUAAGAUUUGGGAAUGUUUCCUUUUGUGAUAUAUUGACACAACAACUGAGAUUUGGUGAUUUGUAGUGAUAAUCUCUAUUGUUUGCAAUUAGCAAAAGUUUCAUGUUGCGAAAGUGACUUGUCUUAAAUUUCUCACUUAGGUUUAUUCUGGAAAAAAAAUUAUAAUCACCUUGGCCAAGAUAUGUGCACGGUAUUCAUUAUAUUUUAAAUUUCUCACUUCGGUUUAUUCCGUGAAAACAUUUACAAUCAUCUUCGCCAAGAUUUGUAUAUGGUAUUUUUUAUGUUUUUAAUUAAUAUCAGGGAAAUGAUAAAGAGAUGAAUUGAGGACGUAUCCUUGAAUAACAUCAUCGGUGAGAAAUGAAUGAAAUGUAUACCUUCUACUGAGAGCCAGGAGGGCAUUAAGUCAAAAUCGUACCUACACAUGGAGUGAAUACCUACUUGCUCUUAGCAUACAUUUAUUCACUUUACAUUUACAUGAUUGUAUGUUUACCAGGAUGAAAAUAUUGAUGCACCAAGACUGUUGGUGAAAAAUUCAAUGGUGAUUUGUAUAUUCUUUGCUAUUUAUAUUUGUAUGGCUCGUACAGAUAUGACGCGGUAAGCCAACUGCGAAAAAUGCCAAUGUUUUUUAUGUGUAUGUUAUGGGCGCAACAAAUGUCCUACGUGUACUCACUUUAUAGCUCUGUGUUAUGAGAUGCAGUAAUGUGACAUGUAUUGCGCUUUACGUUGUAUCUGAACAUUGUGUACGGUAGUCGUAACACAAAACACAAAGACUUCAUAGACUAUUUAAAUUGGAGUUGCGGUUUAUGCACAUUUCAUUGCUCACUUCUUCACAAAUUAUUUUAUCAGCUGCGAUUAUAUAUGUUGAAAGAUUUGUAUAUUCAGAUUUGCAAUACUAAUAGCAUUUGUUUUGAGAGUAUGAAGUUAUAUCUCCAAUUCUCUUUUAUUAGUAGACAGGUUUAGAUGAAAGUUAGAAGUUAUGAAGUUGUGUCAAUAGUUAUAGAAAUAGAGAAACUCCAAGAAUUUCUUUAAAGAUCAUUUUCUAGAUUAUCCAUGGCUUUAGGGUACAAGUCUUUAACUUUUCACAUGUUACAAACAAAAUAGAUAUGAAUUUCUCAACAUGUUGGAUGUAUUAUAAUUUCAUUGCUGAAUAUUUCAAGAUAUGUACACAGAUGUUGUCAUGCAAAACCAGUACUUAAUAUUGUAUUUAUAUGACAUUGCUGUUCCCUCUGUAUAGGUUAUAGAUAUUUCGAUUCGAUACAUGGUUGUACAUAUUAUAAUUGAAGAAUGAGCUGAUAGAAUAGAAAGGGAUGACAUUUUCAAUUCCUGAAGUUUAUUUGCCUAUUGAAACAUCACAUUUAAAGAUCCUCAUUUGAAUUCUGAUGUACAUUAGCAUUUUUGUUUUUGCUUUGUUAUAAGUAUAAUUAUGUCUUUAGCUUGUGUAUCUGACUGAAGGGAAAUUAAAGAUAGUCAAAUAUAAUAGCAACCUUUUAAAGUUAUAAAUUAGUUCUAAUGCACUAGUAGAUGUAUUCAGUAAUAUACUAAAUGUCUUUCAAACUAUUAAGUGCUCUAAAUUCACAGAAUCUUAACAAACACAGAAUAUUCUUUAUAGUUAUCAUUUAAAAAGAGGUAACAUAGCUUCCUAACACACAGGUAUAUGUAUAUAAGAACCUGAUAUUCAUUUCAGUAUUUAGAAAUCAUGACUUUAUUGCAAUGACAUAUAAAAUAUCUUUAGCUAGAUGGAGUAUUCGUUUGUAGUAAAGAAGAAAAAAUGGAAUUUCUGUAAAUUCAGAAUUACUACAAGUGUCUGUAAGGCCUGGUAUUAUACUGAUGCAGGGCCAAAGUAUGUUUUAUAUUCCUUUAAUUAUGAUUAUCAAUCUAUUCCUUUACUUUAUGUUAUUGUUAUUAAUAUCAUAAAUUAUUGUAGUGGUGGAGUGUAUAGCUUACUGGCUGAUUGAAUAGUCUGAUCUAGAUCUACUAAUAUACUUUUGGAGUAUAUAUAUCUCUAUUGUGUCAAAUCUAUUAAACUACUUAAUAUAAUGUAAUGUUAUAGCUGUUCAAUUGAAUAUGGCAUCUAAUGUGUCGAAAUGGCAUAUGCCAAAAGAAUAUGAAUAUUGAGUUGUAUAAUAUUUUAUGUUGUUAGCUAGACUAUUUAUAUGUAUUCAAGGAUUCAGGUUAUAGUGUUUAAGGCAUUGUCCAUUGUAAUAGGUUUCUACACGAUCGCAAAGACUUUCUAGAAAUCAACCUGCGGGGAUUUUCUUUACCCUAUGUGUAUUGGCCAUUCAAAUCAUGUUCGGAUGACAUAAUACGUCUUCUUUCCACGUUUCAAUGGAUGAUGCCCAAGGCUAUUGAAAAAUUGGCUUACAUUGAUUACUUGAAAGACUUUGCAAUCAUUUUUCUUGCAUUGAUGAUAAUAUUGAGGUAUUCAAUUGAAGAGAAGAGUUGAAAAUGUUCACACAAUGACAAUUCAGAGCCCAGAAAUGAAAUUUGCGAUUGUACUACUUAAAAUUGUCAGCUCCAAAUAAACUGUACUUACAUUUAAA